AUGACAAUGCAUAUCAUAUUAGGCCUUGACUGUCUGAAGUUAUAGUCAUAAGUUACACAAUUCCCGCAUUAACCUCAAUUUAUGUUACCGACGGAAGCAUUUGGUUUCAGACGUUUAAUAUAUUAAAUGUAUUAUUAUUCACCAUCGAUGCUAUUAAAUAUAAAUUAUUUUCGUGUUCGAUGCCACGUGUGUUGUAAUCUAACCCUUCGAGUUGUUUUCCAGUUUUCUUCGAUUUUUGUUGAAUAAUUACGGCUGACCGCCAACUAAUACUAACGUACAAUCGUAAGCGCACACUUGUUGAUUUACAGAAUCUUUGUAUUCGAUACUGUUGUUGUUACAACUAUUGUGAGAUUAAGCCUGUAUUUUAGACUUCAUAUGAGUAAAAGAUACUUGGACAGAAGCAUAAAAUUGUAGAUCCUGCUACUUAAAUAAUUUACAAUGAACAGCCAAUACAAUAAUUCUUAUGAAUCUGAUAAUGAAAACGAUCUUGCUUUUUGCUACAAUUGUGAAGAAAUUUUUUAUGUAACUGAUGAAACUACAUGUCCAACGUGUAAUUCGGGAUCUAUUGAAAUUGGAAUUGAACUUAUACCACCAACUCCUGGAGAAUCAGCAAAUAUGCCAGAUUCAUCAGAUUCGCCUGAUUCACCAAACUCACCGGAUAAUCCUGGACCAUCAACUUCAUCAGAUAUUAAUUCUAAUCCACAAUCUCGGAAUACUGAAUCAUCAGAAGAGGUAUCAAUUAGACCAAGACAAAUGAAUACAAUAAGUACACCACCAGUAUUAAACCAAGAAAGAGGUUAUUAUUUCACAAAUUUAAUACGGGAUUUUGAUGCAAUUUCUGCUGAUGACGUUUUAAGGACACAUAUAACUAACCUUAGUUUACUUCGUGCUCUGUUUGAUGCUCAAAAUCAAGAUGUGGCUUUUAAUUUACCAUUAUCAAUGGAAGAAAUAGAUAUAAUACCAACAUCAAUUAUUUCUCAAGAACUUUUAG
Messenger RNA from Sipha flava (yellow sugarcane aphid), 991 nucleotides. RefSeq lists its product as uncharacterized. Lineage: Eukaryota; Metazoa; Arthropoda; Insecta; Hemiptera; Aphididae. The transcript is spliced from 6 exons. The annotation marks the transcript as partial. The record is from RefSeq and is a predicted model, not a curated record.